UGUAACAUUCCAGGCAUUUUCAGUGUGAGCGGUAAUUGCUUUCUCUCUAAGUUUGGCUGUGUGGUGUGCAUUUUGUGAAUCCUUCCUACACCCACAAUUAGCAAAUGAGGUUCAGCUUUCCUACUGUGAUCUCAUCUUGUGAGGUACAGACCAGGAAUCUCUUCUUUAUCUGUCUUAAGGUUUUGAACAUGGCGUGCAAAAGAUGUUUCUGUUUGUUGUAUGUGGUUAUAACUCUGAAUGCAAUCAGUGGCUUGAAGUUGGAAGAGAAUCUUCCUGAAGAUUUUGAAAACAGGGAUCUUAGCAAGGCCAUUUUGGAGAUGCUUCACAUCAAUAAGCUGUCGGUCCCUCAGCAAGCAAAGCCACAUCCGUAUAUGAAGCAAAUUUACCAUCUACUGAGUACACAGGAGUCGAGGAUGAGAAGUGAUUCAGAUGGGACUCUGGUGCAGAGUUUCCGUAGUGUACAAGGCACAAAAUAUAGCAAACCUGGUUGGAUCUGGUUCAACUUGUCAUACUUGCAGCCCUCUAUGACUGUUGCCGAGUUGAUCUUACUGAGAAAAACCCUACACCCUGAACCACUUACAGUAACCGUGGCUGUACACAGCCUCUCAUUUGGAGCAGGAAACCUGAGCAUAAGUGGCCCCCUCACUGAGCACCUGCUCACCCUGGACCAGCUUCCCCCAUCAGGCUAUGAUGUGUUCAAUGUGACAGCGUCUCUACCUCAUCACAUCCAUGGACCACACAUCCUGGGCUUCCAGCUGCGCUUUAGGGAUGAAAGUGGCAGCCUGGUGCUCCAUGAGGCCCUAACUCAGAGCUUGUACUGCUUAAACACAAGCUCUCUAAGCCAACCUCUGCUGGUGACCUACAAGGUGAAACCAACAGAGCGGCCGAUCUUUGAGCGCAGGCAGAGGCAGUACUGUGGAGAAAGCACUCAUCUGCUAAAACAGCAUCCACAGCUGAGACAGCAAAGAAGCACAAAUGACACAACCUGUAAGCUUUAUGAACGUCUUGUUGAAAUAAAUAAAACUGAACUGAGUCAAUGGAUACUACAGCCAACUGCAUUUAACAUCAGCUUCUGCAGGGGUUUGUGCAUGGAGGAACAGGCAAAUCAUUCGCUGGCUGAUCAGGAAACGAAGGAUAAGAACUUGGAAAAUAACAAAAGUUCACACUGCACCUCACAGGAGACGUCUCCUCUCACGGUGAUGUAUCGGAGCGCCACAAAUGACAUCAUCAUAAAGCAGUUAAGAGAUAUCAGGGCACAAAGAUGUGUUUGCUCAGACAAUAUUAGAUCAAGUAUUAAUGGGUGAAAUAAAACAUUAACGUCUACUAAUGCCAAGCUAAUGUUUUGGCAGAGAGGGUGUGAUUGUAAUUCUAUGACCUAACACAGCCAUAAAAGUUAUGGCACUGUAAAAUAUAACCCAUUAACAGAUAAAGUAAGAAUUAUAAGUUAGCUGAAGUCGUUUAACUCAUUAAUAAGACUUGCUCAUGAGUUAUUAAGAUAAUAUUAUUAUUAAGACAAUGAUAACUAAUACCAAAUAUAAUCACCCAAUACUUGUUUAUGGUUCCAUGUUCUGGCCAAAUGAAUUUACCUCAAUUAUUAUGAUCUCUUUUAAGAAUGAGUCAAAUGGGCAAUGCAUCUGGUUACAAUAACAAGAUGCUGAAAUCCAUCAAGCUGUUCACUGGGGACUGAACACUUUAUGUGACAUAAUAUGAAUGGUUCAACAUUAGGGUCUUCAUAAAAUAUGCAAAAACAUUGCAUAAAAAUAUUUUAUAGUCUCAUCAAAACUCAAUAAAUAACAUUAAGGUAAUUAUGUGACCUGGAAUAGAGAAAAGAGAACCACCCUUAAUGACCAUUCAACCAUUUCAUGAUACUCAGAUUUGUAAGGAGGUAUAUAAUGAGUAUACAAAGAUGAAGAAGAUAUCAUACAAAUAUUUACAAAAAUAGCAUCUGCUUUUGUUUUAAACAUUAUAUUUUUUAACAGCGGAUUCUGAGAGGGUUAAAUUCCAAGUAAAGAUGUAUAACUGUUGUCUUAUGUAGCUCUGUGUCUUUAUGUAGCACCAUGGUCCAGGAGGAAAGUUGUUUCAUUUUAUUGUGUACUGUAUCAGCUAUAUAUGGUUAAAAUGACAAUAAAAGC
Molecule: messenger RNA, 2132 nt
Organism: Hemibagrus wyckioides
Lineage: Eukaryota; Metazoa; Chordata; Actinopteri; Siluriformes; Bagridae
Product: bone morphogenetic protein 2
Exons: 4
Coding region: 105-1304 (399 amino acids)
Biological process (GO): BMP signaling pathway; SMAD protein signal transduction
Cellular component (GO): extracellular region
Molecular function (GO): growth factor activity; cytokine activity
Source: RefSeq, a predicted model, not a curated record